UGACGUCAGACAGUUUAGGAGAAGGAACAAAGAUGCGGCGAGAAGACAUUUGUCCAAAUUACUCAUAUUUCUGAACCAAUCCGUUCAAAAUACAAUCGCCAGAUGAUAGAAUAAUCCCUAAUUCUUCGUCUAUAAUGUCAGUAUUUGAGUGCAAUAACUGCCAAAGCGAAAUUAAGGGCCAUGGAAUAAAAUGCUUGGACUGCCAAAAUAUCGACCUUUGUUUACAGUGCUUCUCACUUGGUGCAGAGGUCGCAAAUCAUAGAAGUGAUCACCAGUAUAGCAUAUCGACGGGUCCUGUAGUUGGUGCUUUUAGCUGCGAGGUACCAUGGACUCUGGCGGAAGAAACAAUGCUACUGGAUGCUGUAGAACAGUUUGGAUUUGGAAACUGGGAAGAUGUGGCAAAUCAUGUGGAAAGCAAGAGUCCAGAGCAGAGUGAAUACCAUUAUAACUCCUAUUACAUCAAAGGAAACGUUGGAAAAGCAACAUACCAGUUUGACCCAACUCCGAAGGUUACAGACCACACUUGUCCAGAUGGUCCCCUGUCUCCAAGUAUCUCAACCCCCGUCCAUCCCGUGGACCUGAGUCUUCCAGAGCAGCACGCCCUGGGAUACAUGCCACUCAGGGACGACUUUGAACGGGAGUAUGACAAUGAUGCAGAGACUCUAGUGAGCAGCUUGAUGGUGAACUAUGAUGAUGAUGAUUUAGAUAUUGCAAUAAAACUAGCUCAUGUAGAAAGAUACAGACUAAGAUUGAAAGAGCGUGACAGACGGAAACAGUUUGCACGAGAUUACGGGCUGAUUACUGAGUGUGCUCAGGCUGCAGCUGUCACUCUAGCAGCCGCCACUCCUGGAGUCAAACUUGCCAAAUCACCUCAUCCAAAGUCCCCUGCUGUGAAGAAAAAACAAGCUAAAUGGGACAGUGAUUUGGAGGAAACAAUGAAACCAUUUGCUCAGUGCCAUUCCUGUAAAGAACAUGAGGAAUUCCUUGAAAACCAUCAAAAGGAAAAAGAAUUGAAAGCAAGAAUAAAGGAGUUAAUCCACCUCAGAAAAAAUGGAAUCACCAAGUUGGAAGAAUUAGAAAAGUUUGAGGAAGAAAGAAUGAAAAGAGACAAAAAGAAAGAUACCAAAUUUAAAAAGCUAACAAACUUCCCUCCACAAAAACGGCAUUCAACGGGUUCAAAAAACACUACCGCCGGAAGCGAAAACUUCGAUAUACUCAUAGACGAAAACGAAAAGCCCUUGUGUUCCGGCUGGUCAAACAGCGGUGACGAAGACUGGAAGGUUGUUCGGGAAAUGUCACACUGUCCCGGAUACGACCUGCUCUCUAGCACAGAGAAAAAGCUCUGUAACUCGAUUGGGAUGACUCCAGCCAAUUACAUGACCGUCAAAACCUGUAUUGUGAAGGAUUACCUUCAGCGGCGUAAUGGUUUCCCGGUUAAGCUGCGUUACCCGAGCGACCAGGACAAGACUCACCGUCGACGCAUUAUGAGUUUCCUUGAGGACAAUGGCUGGAUAGGCCAUGUUUGAGCUACCUGACAAGCACACUGUGAUAUACUGAUCCUCCUUCCAUGUUUGUGAUACCCACUGUCCACACAGCCGGUCCCCCGGAAUGAUGCCCUGCACCACCGGCAGGGGUUGUUAACUGUUGGGUUCCAUGUCUGUGUCUUUUUAUUGUGUAUGUACCAUGUGUGGAUUCUAGAAGCAGUGAACAAGCUGCUGGAAUGUUUUUAUACUGCUUAGGUCAAUGUCUGUAUAGUUGGAAGGUUAAAAGAAAUGAACAGAGACUGUUAAGUGUAUUUAAUUUGCUGUUGUCUGAGGUAUUGGACAUGUGUUUUUAUUUGGAAUGUACCCAGGAGUGUAUACAAUAUUUAUUCAUAUAGGUAUGGCUUCCAAGGUGAAGUCUGUGCGAGUACUCUGUAGGUGAUGCUUGCAUUGGUUUGUGCAAGAUAAACUAAGUACCACAUCUGAUAUUCAGAUAUUGUGUUCAGAUAUCCCUGCAUUUUUCCUUCAUUGCAUCAUUGGUCAUCUAAUCAACUCUCAUUACAGAUCCAUUUGUUCUCAUAGUCAGUUGUUUCAACAUUUUUGAAUCUCCAUUUUUUUCGAAGAUAUUGUUAGUGUUGGUUGUCAGCGCACAAAAACUUCAACUAUGGCAUUGCCUUGAAAACCAUUCAAGAUAUUUACAUAAAACUUGGUGCACAUAUUGCCAUAGACAAUACGUACAUGUACAGCAAGACCCAUUAUUCCGGCUUUACCAAUUGUUCAGUUAUGCCCGAAAAGACGAGCGUUUGUGUUCGCUCAAAUCACUCUGUUUUACUUCAAAAUCAAAAUAUAUUGCCAUGAAAAAGAACCAGAACAUUUUAAUCCUAUGCCUUGUUAUUUUAUAAAUUUGGAAGUUAUAAAGUUACAAAACCUAUGAAGCUAUUUUCUUGAAAAAAGUAAUGUAUAUUUUUGCUAUAGAAUGUCAAUUGUACACCUUGAUAUAACUUGUCAUAUUUUAGUUAUUAUUUUUACUCAAGUGUUGAAUGUUUAUAUUUAUUUAUGUAUGGAUGUAUAAAAGGUGUCUUUGUUUGGUUUCUCGCACAGCUUAGUAUGUACAAUAUGCUGUUAGUGAAACAGUUACUAGUAUUUAUUUUUGUUGAUUUAUACUUGAUGAUUGAGUACAAGUUUAUAUGUUACGGUUAAUUACAUAGAUGUAUUUAAUAUAAUUAUCAAAUGAGUAUUAUAUAAUAGUUUUCUUAAAAUUUGUAUGUUUCAAACUUAAAUGCAUCUUGAAAAUACUAUUUAUUCAACCAAAUAGAUUUACGUCCUGUCCAGGCAGAUUCAAUAUUUCCAAAGCGGUUUCUGUUUAUUCAAUUUAUUUGUGUUUUUUUUAUUCUUUGUGUGUAUGCUUGAUGCAUCUAAAUGCACUAUAUGAAUGUAUGAAGUAUGUUUUUAACCUAAAGAUGGGCAUACACUCAAAUGGUUCACUUCAUCCUCAUAUAAUGUUUUCUAUUGCACAUCAGUUUUAUACUAUGUCAUUAUGGAGCUAAUUGCUCAAAAAAAGCUAAAAUGAUGAGAAAAAAUAAUAAAAUUUAAAAAUAUUUA
Molecule: messenger RNA, 3083 nt
Organism: Mya arenaria
Lineage: Eukaryota; Metazoa; Mollusca; Bivalvia; Myida; Myidae
Product: transcriptional adapter 2-beta-like
Exons: 16
Coding region: 135-1526 (463 amino acids)
Biological process (GO): regulation of transcription by RNA polymerase II; chromatin remodeling
Cellular component (GO): nucleus; SAGA-type complex
Molecular function (GO): transcription coactivator activity; zinc ion binding; chromatin binding
Source: RefSeq, a predicted model, not a curated record